Messenger RNA from Besnoitia besnoiti, 1428 nucleotides. Its product is annotated as FHA domain-containing protein. The transcript is spliced from 6 exons. Gene Ontology annotation, cellular component: nucleus. The coding region runs from base 1 to 1428 and encodes 475 amino acids. Lineage: Eukaryota; Apicomplexa; Conoidasida; Eucoccidiorida; Sarcocystidae. The record is from RefSeq and is a predicted model, not a curated record. Gene Ontology annotation, molecular function: protein binding; mRNA binding.
AUGGAGCGUCCUCCACGCAGUCCUCCCGGCAGACCGAGUCCGGCGCAUUCGGGGCCUGCUUCUUCCUCCUCCUCGCUCUCUGCCUACGGUCCGCUCCGUUCGCGGCUGCGCGGCGGCGAACUCCACGGGCGCCGCGCGAGGGAAGAGGGCGCGGAGGCGCGCGGCCGCCGCAGUCUCAGCCGCAGCGCUUCGCGCGAGCGCCUGCGGAGGGGGGCCUUGCCUACAGAGCGACAGCACUCUGAGUCCGCGUUCGGGGCGUCUCGGCGUCGGAAUUCGCGUGAAGGGAGACGCGAGACGCCCGGCGCGUGCGGGGGCCACGAGGCUCGCCCGCGUCUCGCAGCUGCGAAGCUCCCCCGCGAGAGCGCGCAGCACAAGAGGGAAAGGAGUCCCGCCCGCAGGCCGCACGGCCGGGGAAGCGACGACGAGGCGCGGCUCACGGAGGAGCGCCAGCGCCACAGAGAGCAAGCGGGGGGCGGCUUGGCGCGGCUCCUGCAGGCUGCAGCGGGCGCCUCGGCGGCUGCUGAACGCGAAGUGGAAGCCCGCAGGGAAGCGACCCUCAAGCGCGCAGCGGAGUGGCGGAGUGGCGGGACCAACGGCGUGGAACGCGAAGGAGGAGACGGGAGCUGGGACGUGAAGCACGAGAGGGAAGCUCCCCACGCGGCCGUUAAGGCGGAGGAGCGCGGCGAGCCGCCCGCCAGAGAGGAUCGCCUGCGCAGUCGUGGGCGCUUUCGAGACUCAGAGAGCUUCCUGAACCCGAAGCGAAACGGCGCGAGCGACUCCAAGCACGCCUGGGGGCGUGCGGCGAUGGAUACCGGCGCCGGAUUAUUGCAGGAUGACAGCCGAUAUGGACGCGACGGGAGCAAGGACGAAGAACAGAGACCAGUGCUCAAGCCGAACUUCGAGCCGUCGGGCUUGCUCAAGGAGGAGCAGGGCGAGAAUCUGAAGAACGGUGUCACACUCAAGCACACGGAGCCUGCGGAUGCAGCGAUGCCCACGAAGAAAUGGCGGCUAUACAUGUUCAAGAAAGACCGCACGAAGCCAGCUGCUGACGCAGCGACGCAGGAACCGGAUAAGACGCUUCACAUUCACCGCCGGUCUUCGUUCAUCUUCGGCAAAGACACUCGGGUUGCGGACAUACUGCUCAUGCACCCGACCAUCUCGAAGCAGCACGCAGUUCUCCAGUUUCGCAAAAAACUCGGGGACGUCAGUCCGUACAUCAUCGACCUCGAGAGCACAAAUGGCACGUAUCUCAAUGGCGCCAAGAUUGAAACCUGUCGCUACUACCAGCUGAGGGAACAAGACACUCUGAGAUUCGGGAAGAGCAGCCGGGACUUUGUGCUGCUACACACUGGAAGCGUGGCGGUUGACUUGAGCUACGACUUCUUCCUCGACUCGAGAAAGAACGAAGUGCAGAUGACCACAGACUGA